Molecule: messenger RNA, 489 nt
Organism: Darwinula stevensoni
Lineage: Eukaryota; Metazoa; Arthropoda; Ostracoda; Podocopida; Darwinulidae
Source: the annotation of a GenBank genome assembly
AUGAGGGAAUACGAAGAAAAGACCGAAGUGAGACGAAAUCGCUCUUACCACCCACACCAGGUGUCCGUGUCGUUACGCUCUGUCUCCCACGAUGAUGAUGUAGAAACACCUGCUUUCGAGCAUCAUCCCGGCGGCGAUGGUGGAGGAACUGAGGAAGAGCCUGCGAGAGGCCGUGGUCGCGAACAGACGAGACAAGGAAUACUCCAUCGUCCCCAUCCUCCCGAGUCUCUCCGCGAAGCCGUAUCGAGCAUCAUCCCGGCGGCGAUGGUGGAGGAACUGAGGAAGAGCGACGCUCUCCGGCACCAGCGCUUGUCUGCUCUGUUCCUUAUGAGGAAGAAGUGGGGUGGAAUCGACGUGGACAUGAGGAUUGGCAUCCACAGCGGGAGCGUCUACAGCUGCAUCCUCGGGCUCUCCAAGCUGCAGUUCGACAUCUGGUCCACGGAUGCCAAAAUCGCCAACCACAUGGAGCAGGCCGGGCGACCCGGGUGA